This is a messenger RNA of Bipolaris zeicola 26-R-13, 1431 nucleotides long. RefSeq lists its product as uncharacterized. The coding region runs from base 1 to 1431 and encodes 476 amino acids. Gene Ontology annotation, molecular function: monooxygenase activity; iron ion binding; oxidoreductase activity, acting on paired donors, with incorporation or reduction of molecular oxygen. The record is from RefSeq and is a predicted model, not a curated record. NCBI's taxonomy places the organism in Eukaryota, Fungi, Ascomycota, Dothideomycetes, Pleosporales, Pleosporaceae. The transcript has 4 exons.
AUGGCCGUACUACAGCAAUUAGUAAGCGAAGCCUCAAGAAGAGCCUCACCUAAUCUUGGGCUUUUGAUCUUUUUUUUGGUCAUCUUAUAUCGCUUUUUGAAGAUAGCAUCUAGGCCUAGAGACUACCCACCAGAUGGGCCAAUAUUCUCCUUGAAAUUAGGACAGUCAACGACUAUCGUUCUGUCCGAUGGUCAGGUAAUUCAUGAUCUUGUUGACCUACGAGAAUCCGACUAUGCAGACAGACCUAAGCUAUGGGUUCGCGAAUUGUUUGAUGGAUCUAGGAUCAUCAUGCGAGGUUAUGAUGAUCUAUGGCGCAUAGAACGCAAACUCUACCACAUGGACCUCAACCUGACUGUCGCAAGGAAAUACCUUCCUUACCAAGAAUUGGAAACACUCCAGAUGCUGACCCAGAUAAACGAUGACCCGGAAAACUUUGUUCUCCAUGUGGGCCGAAUGAUGGGAAGCAUGGCUACGAGUAUCGCAUAUGGGUUUCGUUUGCCCAACACGACGGAUCUUUUAACCCACGAGAUGCUAGAAAACUUGCCUGGGUUCUUUCAUUGUGUCGUCAAGUCCCAGAUCCUGGACUGGUAUCCUUCAUUGAAGCCGUUCGUGAACCUAAUACCUCGCGUAAUGAAUCCAUGGGCGAAAGAAGCUUUAGCUGCAUACCAGGACGAGAAAAGGGUGUUUGAGAGAGCAUAUGAAAGAGGCAUUCAGGGCCGACUUCCAUGUUUUGCCACCGACAUAGAGGCUUCAAAAUCAAAAUCGAGAAUCUUGACUGAUCAUGCGGCUGUCUACAUUUGCAUAGCAUUUGAAGGAGGAGCGGAUACUACUCGGUACACUCUUCAGGGGCUUUUCAAAGCUAUGGCUUUGUUUCCAGAGGCCCAGAAUACAGCUCAAGUUGAGCUUGAUAAGGUAGUUGGGCCCUCAACGUUACCAUCUGGUGACCAUCUCACAUCUCUGAAAUAUAUCCGUUGCACAGCCAGGGAACUUGUGAGGUGGAUGCCUAAUGCAAUCAAUGGAUCUAUACCGCAUGCAACUGUCGCAGAAGACAAAUACCGUGGUUAUCGUAUCCCUUCUGGAGCCGCGGUUGUACUCGCUGUCUGGUCAGCGAGUCAUGAUUCUCAGGACUUUGAUGACCCCAGGACCUUCCGCCCAGAAAGAAAGGAUCCAGAGACGAGCUUACUCGAGGCCUUGAAUGCCCCCUCGCCCAAGAGUCGGGGGUUCUAUGUAUUUGGUUCUGGUCGCCGCAUUUGCCCAGGGAUGCAUGUCGCGGAAAACACACUCCUGCUCGCGAUAGCACGUAUCCUGUGCAAGAUUGUGCAACGUAGUGCUGAACGUAUGGCUAUAAUCGAUAAAGAGUGGGAAAACCUAGCAGCGGAUUGUCUAGAUGCAGAUGAAAAUUACAAGCAAAGUAUGUUUAACAAGCUCUGA